Molecule: messenger RNA, 1152 nt
Organism: Oikopleura dioica
Lineage: Eukaryota; Metazoa; Chordata; Appendicularia; Copelata; Oikopleuridae
Source: the annotation of a GenBank genome assembly
AUGAAAAUUUUUAAUACUGCGGCUUUUCUUCUUUCGGCGACUGAAGGAGCUUGGGUUCAGCCUAAAUAUGAAGAAGUUUUAAAAGCAUCAAAGGGCCGUUCCUCAUUCAAUUGGGGCUUCCCAGUUGGUCCGCGAAACUCAAAAGCCUUCGAAACCUGUGGCGAACCUUCUCUUCCCAAAAACGCAUUGAAAUUCGAAUGCAACAGCUCUACCUGCGCCGUCAUUUGCCAGCCGGGUUUGAUGCCCCUUGGAAAAGCUCGAGUUCGCUGUCGAAAAAGCGGUUGGGCAAAAGCCUUUCCCGAUUGUGGCGGCUGCGAUCCAGAGCCAAAAAGAGCCGCUGACGUUUUGGCCGAAUGCAAGGAUGGAAAAACACGAUCGUGCAAUCUUCGCUGCGCCGCUGGAAAAUUUUUCCCCGAUCUUGGAAUCAACCAGCUUGGAGUUGGACUCAAAACGAAGAUCAACUGCAAGUGCAAAAAGCGAUCCGGCAAAUGCGAUUACAAAUUCGUCAGCAAAGAGCUCAAGAGAAAAAAUGUCUCUAAAUUCGAAUGCGCUGAUAUUCCUGUUACUCCCGGAACAACUCAACCAACUGCUCCUCCCCAGCCUCAAAGCUCAGCAGCCCCAGCCGUAAUCAUCGAAGAUAACCAAGCUUCGUUCUCUGGGUCGUGUUCUUCCUUGAUUCCAGGAAAUACAGAGGCAGCAGCGAUUUGCAACACAAUCGAAGAUGUUAAUGUGAAACGAGCUCUUCAUCAUGCUCCACCACUGGAAGUCGAUGCAAAACUAUGUGCUGAUGCUCAAUCUUACGCCAAUCUCCUUGCUCAGCGAGACACUGGACUUUCCCACGAUGGUGCUCUUCUACAGAGCCUCAAGCAAGGAGAAAACCUCAUGUUUGGAGUAAACGAUAUGAGCGUUGAGGGCAACUUUCUCCUGGCGACGCAAAUGUGGCACGAUGAAUGGAAAGAUUGGGACUUUCAAAAAUUGACUUGCACUCCAGGCCGCCAGUGCCUCCAUUUCACGCAACAAGUCUGGAUCGGAACUCAAAAAGUGUGCUACGCCGCGGCAAAAACAGGUCGCAAAACAUAUGUGGUCGCUCGAUACUCACCGCCAGGCAAUAGCAUGAGACGAAUGCGUGAAAAUGUCCUCCCUGCUAAUUGA